GGUUUAGUUCGGUCUGUGGAGGAUGUUUCAGGAGGUUUGAUCUCCGAUGAUGAGCUGUGGUCUUUGUGUGUGUUAGUGUGCCGGCCGUGAUGACGACAGAGGUGGGAUCAGAGAGCGACGUGAAGAAGGACGCGGAGAAGGCUCCUGAAGUCCAGCAGCAGACAGACCAGCCCGACAAACCCGACCCGGCCGGUGCUGAGCAGACACAGGAGGAGAGCCCGAGCGCCGAGGCCGAGAGCGAUCAGGAAGCGGCUGCGUCUCCGGAGCCCAGCAGUCCUCCUCCUGCUGCCGGCAGCCAGAAGAAAGAGAAGGGCAUCUCUCGCUUCCUGCCUCCAUGGCUUAAACGACAGAAAUCACAGAGCCAGGACAAGCCCGGCGAGAGCUCAGCGCCGCCCAAGCAGGAGAGCGUGGAGGCCGUGAAGGAGGAGCAGGAGGAGACGAGCCAGCUGAAAGAGGAGGCGGACGGAGGAGGCGCAGCGACCGCCAGCACAGAGCAGACAGAGGAGGUGAAGGAGGUGAGAGAGGAGAGCAGAGCAGAGCAGGUGCAUCCGGAGGAGAAGGAGACAGAGGAGGAGAAGUCUAUCGGCAGUGCUGACACACAGCCUGUGAGAGAGGAGAAAGAGGGCGAAUCGGAGGUGAAGGAGGAGACGAAGGAGGAAGAGCAAGUGAUCCCGCACGAGGCGAGUGUGCUGUCAGCACUCAAAGUCAACAAGAAGAUGAAGAUGGUUGUGUGUCACGUGACCCUGCUGGAUGGCAGCCAGUUCUCCUGUGAGGUGGAGAAACGGGCGAAAGGCCAGUACCUGUUUUUUCAGGUCUGCGAGCAGCUGAAUCUGUUGGAGAAGGAUUACUUCGGCCUGAGCUUUAAAGACAACGCUGAGCAAAGGUGCUGGCUGGACCCCACCAAGGAAAUCAAGCGGCAGAUCCGCAACUCUCAGUGGCAGUUUGCGUUCAGUGUGAAGUUUUACCCUCCGGACCCGUCCCAGCUGACUGAGGACAUCACGAGGUAUCUGCUGUGCCUCCAGCUGAGGCAGGACAUCGCGUCAGGCCGGCUGCCCUGCUCCUUCGUCACACACGCUCUCCUGGGCUCCUACACCCUGCAGGCGGAGCUCGGGGACCACGACCCCGAGGAGCAUCGUCUGGACUACAUCUCAGACUUCCAGUUCGCCCCAAACCAGACCAAGGAGCUGGAGGAGAAGGUGGUGGAGCUGCACAAGUCCCACAGGGGAAUGACUCCAGCCCAAUCAGAUGCCCAGUUUCUGGAAAAUGCCAAGAAGCUGUCCAUGUACGGUGUAGACCUGCAUCACGCCAAGGACUCUGAGGGAGUGGAUAUCAUGCUGGGAGUGUGUGCAAACGGUUUGUUAAUCUAUAAGGAUCGUCUGCGGAUAAACCGCUUUGCUUGGCCCAAAAUCCUCAAGAUCUCUUACAAACGCAGUAACUUCUACAUCAAGAUCAGGCCGGGAGAGGCCGAGCAGUUUGAGAGCACUGUCGGCUUCAAGCUGCCCAACCACCGGGCCGCCAAAAGAGUUUGGAAAGUCUGUGUUGAACACCACACCUUCUUCAGGUUGGUUUCUCCUGAACAGUCCACCAAGACCAAGUUCCUGACUCUGGGCUCUAAGUUCCGCUACAGCGGCAGAACGCAGGCGCAGACGCGACAGGCCAGCUCCCUCAUCGACCGGCCCACGCCCUACUUCCAGCGCACCUCCAGCAAACGCAUCUCUCGCAGUCUUGAUGGAGCUCCUGUGGUGAACGUGAGUGAUUACAGUCAAGCUGCAGGUGCUGGAGAAAACGGCCCGGCUCUGGAGCUCAACUCCGACUCUAAGAGCAAGUUGAGAGAGCAGGGGGAAAAUAUAUAUGUCAGACAUAGCAAUUUAAUGUUGGAGGACUUGGAUAAGACCCAGGAGGAUGUGUUGAAGCAUCAGGCUAGCAUUAGUGAGCUAAAGCGCAGUUUUAUGGAGGCUACGCCCGAUCCCAGGCCCAGUCAGUGGGACAAGCGCCUGACGGGCAGCCCUGCCACCACCCUGCGCCUGCAGGCUCAAGGGAGUCUGGAAGAGGAGCUCACCUCUCUCUUUCUGAGUAAGGUGUGCUUCUCUGGGCUGGCUGGCUUCUGCAGUACCGCAGCUGCUCCAGCAGAGGUUCCACAGAAAACCCCUCCCUGUCCUGAGACGGACAGCAGAGACGCCAACAAGAGCGCAGAGGUCAAACCCGAAGUCAAUGGCCAGCCAGAGGUCAUAGAGGUCGUGGAAGAGACCGUUGUCAUCGAGGAAGUCAUCAAAGCCAAACCCAAAAGCCCCGCUCCUGAGGCGUCGGUUACCGCAGAGACAGAGUGCGCUGCGGAGGUCAAGGAGGAGAGGAGUUUAUCGUCAGACAGCGAGAGCGAAGAGGAGGCGGAGUACCACGCUCAGCCACCCAGCACGAGCAUCUCCACCCAACAGAUCAAAGAAGAGCCCGAGGAGGAACAGGAGGCGGUGUUUACUCAACAAGCCCCGCCCUCUGGGGUAGAGUCACAGCCAAUCACAGAAGCAGCUGAGCCCGGCCCUGCGGCGGAGGAAGAGAAAGCAGCACAGCCUCAUGAGGAAGAGCGUACAGACGAGCCACUGCUGACGCCAGAACACCCUCCUGUUGUGAAGACUGAGAUGGUUACGAUCUCAGACACGUUUGCUGCUCAGAAGACUGAGAUAUCCACUAAGGAGGUCCCCAUCGUUCACACGGAAACCAAGACCAUCACGUACGAGGCCGCCCAGCUGGAUGGUAAUGGAGACGGGGAGCCAGGCGUGCUCAUGACAGCUCAAACCAUCACCUCCGAAUCGCUCUGCACCACCACCACCACACACAUCACGAAGACACUAAAGGGCGGGCUGUCAGAAACUCGCAUUGAGAAGCGCAUUGUCAUCACGGGAGACUCUGACAUUGAUCACGAUCAGGCGUUGGCCCAGGCUAUAAAGGAGGCCAAAGAGCAGCACCCUGACAUGUCCGUCACUCGCGUGGUGGUCCACAAAGAGACGGAGCUCGCCGAGGACGAGGACUGAAGGGCAGAGCUGAAGUCCAGCGCGCUCCUCCACGGCUCAGAGUUCAUCCCUUCAUCCGGAGGAGAGAAGAGCAGCUCUGAUCCUGCACAGAAAAACAUCUUCAUCUUCUGUCUUUCACAACCAGAACCACUUAGCUAACAUUUGUAGCAUUUUAUUUUUUUAGUCUUCGUUUUAUCUCUUUCCCUCAAAAGAUCGUCUUUACCAUUUAUGAAGACCAGAUUGAUGUUAUUUUUAUUGUUAAGUAGUCAUUCACAUUCCUAGUUCAUGAGGAGGAGUAAUGGAUCACGUUGUGAUGGAGUCCUUUGUAAUAAUAAUAAUAGGAGGAGCAUGUGAGCAUAUGAAGGCGAUGUUGAGGGGGUGGGGUUAUGAUGGGGGCGGGGCUAAAGAUGGAUGGGCUUUCCUGAUGUCACGGUGUGUUUGUAAGGGGCCAGCACAGGACAGUGGCACUGUGUGAUUUUCAUUGGUGGACGGCAAUCAUUCCUCUAUGCAGUCAAAACCUCAAACAUUCCACCGAGGAGAGGACGAGCGGCGUUACCUCUCUCAGCAACAAGACGAAAUGCAAAAACUCCAUUCAACAUGAAACCUAGGCAGCUCUUUGGGAACUUUUUCAUUUUCUGGCACCAAUAUUCAGAUAUAUAUUUGAAGAAACCUGUUUUUCUUUGUUUUAAAUCUGAUGAUUUUGGAGGAGGUCGCUCCGUUUGCCCUUUUAAAUCUUUUUAAUCUGUUUGAGAUACUUGUGAUUAAAUGAACAAAUGAGAUUGAACUGCCAGUGCUGAUGUUUUUAGCGGUCGAGUGAGGCCCGUGCUACCUGCUCUCUCUCUCUCUCUCUCUCCCAUCUGCUCCAUCAGCCCUGUGUAUAGCAGUUAAUGGUAGAAUUUACUCUCUGUUCUUUUUUAAGCAGCUUUGGAUGAUCUGUCAUGUUUUUAUGCCCCACCCGACCCUUUGUGUAACACUCUUCCAAUUAAAGUUGGUUUAUUCUCUAA
Sinocyclocheilus rhinocerous is the source of this 4009-nucleotide messenger RNA. Its product is annotated as band 4.1-like protein 2. Gene Ontology annotation, molecular function: structural molecule activity; actin binding. Gene Ontology annotation, cellular component: plasma membrane; cytoskeleton. The transcript is spliced from 22 exons. NCBI's taxonomy places the organism in Eukaryota, Metazoa, Chordata, Actinopteri, Cypriniformes, Cyprinidae. The coding region runs from base 90 to 3026 and encodes 978 amino acids. Gene Ontology annotation, biological process: actomyosin structure organization; cortical actin cytoskeleton organization. The record is from RefSeq and is a predicted model, not a curated record.